UGAGAAUCCCGCAAUUCUUCGCUAGUCUUUUCUUUGAUUUUUUUAACACUUUCUCCUCCAUACGUUAAGGUUAGCUUCCCAACACGUCAUGCCAAAAACUAGCAUUUGUCAGAACCGAAAAUUAAGAUCUAAAGCACGUCCAUUGUCAGCACCGAAGCUCACUCCCAAAAGACCAAUAUACCCUUUCCUUUUCACCUUUAACGAAUGCACUUUACAUGGAUAUUAAUGUCUUUCUCUUCUGGUUUGAGCUCAACGCUUAUGGCGGCUUUCCAAGUCCUACAAUAUUAUAUAUGUGGAGAACAAAAUUAGAAAAUUAAAAAAAAUCGGCAGCCUAAAUAAUCAUAAAAUAUCCUCAGUUUCAGAACAAAACAAUAUAUUUUUUCCUUAAAAAAAAAUCAUAUUAUAUAUACACAAGAUUCUAUCCAGAUAACCAUACGUAGAGUUCAGAACCGCAUAUACAGCGGAUUAUAUAUAAUAUACAAUACAUGUACUGAUUUUCUUUAAUUGUGUUCCACUCCUAUCUACCCAACAAGUUCUAAUUACUUUCAAGACAAGCUUGCUCACACAUUCAUGGGUAAUUGUAAUCUCGAAGAUGAUGAUUCGUUCACUAGGCCUCUUACAAGAUGUUCUGUCGUUUAUUAUGGUGUGGGGCACAUGCUCAAUGACAUUACUGCUUCCUGUUGGUUUACUUAUCUUUUAAUCUUCUUGACAGACAUUGGGCUCUCCCCGCGUGAUGCAGCUAUUGUUAUGCUUUCUGGUCAGAUUGCUGAUGGUUUUGCAACCAUAUUUACUGGCGAACUGAUAGACAGAUUUGGGCAUUUCAAAAUAUGGCAUGGCGCAGGGUCUAUCUUGGUUGCUAUUUCUUUUUCUUCGGUGUUUGGUGGCUGCUUACCUUGCACAAUUUUUUCUAACACUUCAUCAGCAUUGGAAACUGUUAGUUAUAGCACAUUUGCAGCUAUCUUUAAUAUUGGUUGGGCUGCUACCCAAGUUUCGCACAUGUCUAUGGUGAAUUGCAUCACACUGAAUUCAACUAGCAGAGUGGUGUUGGCUAGUUGUCGCAAUGCUUUUACAAUGGUUGCCAACCUCAGCCUGUAUGCAGUUGCCUUUGUAGUCAUUAGUGUCACAACAGCAAAAACACAUGCUAAUAUCGAAAAUCAGUAUCGCUGGAUCGCAUAUGUGUCCAUUUUUAUUGGGUGCUGCUUUGUGGUUGCAUUUCUACUCGGAACCAAAGAGCCAAGUUUAAAGAUAGGUGUACAAGGAAGCAGACAUGAAAGAAUAGCAUGGUCUUACUGGUUCAAGAGAGUUUUAUAUUAUCAAGUUGCUGUUGUUUAUAUGCUGACCAGACUGGUAGUCAAUGUUUCACAGGCAUAUCUUGCAUUCUUUGUGAUUAAUGAUCUGGGGAUGGCCCCAUCGGCUAAAGCGUUGGUUCCUGCAAUCAUCUACAUUAGUAGCUUCAUUGUAUCUGUCAGUCUACAGGAAGUUCCAUGGACUGGUCGACGUCUGAAGGCCUACUUCUCCAUUGGAGGGAUUAUUUGGGUAUUUUGUGGUGUGGUGGUUCUCAUUUUGCCUAGUAACUUGAAUGGUUUUGUGUACAUUCUAUCAAUAUUUAUGGGCAUCGCGAAUGCUUUGAUGAUGGUAACUGGAGUCAGCAUGCAAAGCGUUCUAAUCGAUACAGAUCUCAAUGGCUGUGCAUUUGUUUGUGGGUCAUUGAGCUUCUUGGACAAAAUGUCAUGUGGAAUUGCUUUAUUUGUUCUUCAGUCAUAUCAAAACAUCGAAAUAGAUAUCGCUUCGCCAAUGCAGGCAACCAAUUUGAGUUCCAUGUAUAUUUCAGUUACGAGAAUCGGCUUGGGUCUUCUUCCGGCACUUUGUGCACUUGUGGCAGUAGCAGUAACAUAUACCAUGAAACUUCAACACCCUCUUUCAAAACCCUUAGUGGAACCAUUAUUAGGAUGAAGAACUUGAUUCAUCAAACUGCAAUUCGAUUGAUCUUUCGAAGAAAAGAUUCUUUCUUCGGUUAGGAAUAGACAAACCAACUUUGUUCAAGGAUACUUCUAAUACAUUCCACUUGAUCAGGUUUAACAAAUUCUCAACACUUACUCCUGAUUCUUUGUUGUUAUUUUACUCAAUUUGUACAGAUCAUGUUGUAUGUAUAUAUUUGUGCUACAUUAAAAUUAAUUGUACUCUCUUGUAAUCCAAAGAAAGGAUUGAUCAGAACUCUGGACACUGAAAUGGCAUCAAUUUAAUUUUUGAAGCUCCAGAACUUAUCUUCA
This is a messenger RNA of Cannabis sativa, 2270 nucleotides long. RefSeq lists its product as uncharacterized. NCBI's taxonomy places the organism in Eukaryota, Viridiplantae, Streptophyta, Magnoliopsida, Rosales, Cannabaceae. Gene Ontology annotation, molecular function: symporter activity. The transcript is spliced from 13 exons. Gene Ontology annotation, cellular component: membrane. Gene Ontology annotation, biological process: carbohydrate transport. The coding region runs from base 571 to 1953 and encodes 460 amino acids. The record is from RefSeq and is a predicted model, not a curated record.